This is a messenger RNA of Oryza sativa Japonica Group (Japanese rice), 1728 nucleotides long. RefSeq lists its product as uncharacterized. The record is from RefSeq and is a predicted model, not a curated record. Lineage: Eukaryota; Viridiplantae; Streptophyta; Magnoliopsida; Poales; Poaceae.
UCUCUCUCUUCUCCUCGCCGGCGAGCGCGUCUCGAGAUGCCCGCGGCGGCGGCGGCGGCGGCGCGCGGCCCGCUCCUCCAUCUCCGGCGGAACCCGGCGCCACGCCUUGCCGCCGCCCGCCGCUCCUUCUCCUCUUCCGGGAUGCGGUGCGUCAGCGCGGCCGCGGGCGCGGGCGGCGGCGGGAGGGAGCGGCGGUCGUCGCCGGCGUUCGGCGGGCUGCUGCUCGACGCCGGGGGCACGCUGCUGCAGCUGGCGCGGCCAGUCGCCCAGACGUACGCGUCCCUCGGCCGGCGAUACGGUAUGAGCAAGAGUGAGGAGAGCAUCAAGGAGGGAUUCAAGCGGGCCUUCUCCGCGCCAUGGCCAAAGACGCUCAGAUACCAGGGAGAUGGACGGCCGUUCUGGAGGAUUGUGGUGGCAGAGGCAACCGAAUGCACCAAUAAUGAUUAUUUCGAAGAAGUAUAUGAGUAUUACGCUCAUGGAGAUGCAUGGCGUCUGCCUGCUGGGGCUUACGAAACACUGCGUGAUCUAAAGGAUGCUGGAGUUAAGCUAGCUGUUGUAUCUAACUUCGACACACGGUUACGAAAAUUACUUAAGGACCUUCAUGUCUCGGAUAUGUUUGAUGCCAUUGUUGUAUCAUCGGAGGUUGGACAUGAAAAACCUGCUCCAGAGAUCUUCAAGAGAGCAUUAGAUCAAAUUGGCGUAGAGGCCAGCAAGGCAGUACAUGUUGGAGAUGAUGAAACUGCAGACAAGGCAGGUGCUAAUGCCAUAGGGCUUGAGUGCUGGCUGUGGGGACAGGAUGUGAGGACAUUUUCUGAGAUACAAGACCGGAUUCUAACAAGAUUUCCACAAUGACAUCAUAGAAACCUCACCGCAGAUUCAGGAGCCGAGGAUCAAUGUCUUCUGGGACUACAGGCUUGGUGACGAUGUUAUUGACCGUGUACCUCCCACGCCUUGCAGCCACCUCCUCAAGUUUCUCGUUGAUGUCUUGGAUGGCUCCAGCGAUCUCUCGGCGAGCCUUGGUCUUCUUGAACAGUAUGCUGAUCUUCUUCCUGAGGCGGCGGAGGAUGUGGGGGUCGGCAGGAUCCUCGCGGCCAUCAAUAUGCACCAUGAAAGCGUCGAUGAUGUCCUCCAUGUCAUAGGACGCCUCCCUGAGAUCCCACGCCCAGAGCUUGACCAGCUGGUCAAGCUGCUCUGGUGGCACCUGGCCAACCAUGCGGAGGACGACAUGGACGCUCUCAAGCUCCCACGAGAGAGACUCGAUCUUCUUCUGCAAGCCUGCUUGCAGGCCAUACUCAUUGAGGAGCUGACCCAGCUUGGGGAGAAGGCUCCCCAUUGCCCCUGUCACUAGCUCCAUGCUUGCACACUCUUUGGCUCUUGCAAUUAAGCAACAGAUAUGGUUGAGUUUCUCACCCAGAUUUCUGUUGCAUUGGUACCUUUGGAGUACCAAGAUACAUAUAUAUAGUGUUGUGGAUUAACAGGUCAGUACUGUUUGUUGGAUCCAUUUGAUGCAGCUUGCCAAUCUGCACUGCAUGCAUAGUUGUCACUCCUUUUUUUUUUUACUCUUAACUGUCUCUGGCAACUGAUGCAUGUUACGGGACCCGGGUACACAUAUAACAUGACCACUAAUUCUCGCCUAACUAUAUGUUUAUGAAACUAGAAUAUAAUUAAUAAUGUGUGUAUACACAAUAAACCAAUUUAUAUGAAUCGUAACAUCACAUUCCUAUUUAA